Drosophila elegans is the source of this 2163-nucleotide messenger RNA. RefSeq lists its product as uncharacterized. The transcript is spliced from 2 exons. The coding region runs from base 335 to 1762 and encodes 475 amino acids. Gene Ontology annotation, cellular component: nuclear envelope. Lineage: Eukaryota; Metazoa; Arthropoda; Insecta; Diptera; Drosophilidae. The record is from RefSeq and is a predicted model, not a curated record.
UCAAGUAACUACUCCUGUUUUGAAAUACGAUUCAGUAAACUUGUUUGAAGCAGCUCAGCUCGAGUAGUUCACAACAAAACAACAAAUUCAAUCAAGCUCAUGUCAAAUAUAAAUCUGUCGUAAACAAUUUUUAAAAGAAGAGAAUAUAGUUUUGUAUAGAAUUUGGGAAACAUUGUUUAGUUAUCUUGAAGACGAAUGUCCAUUUCUAUCAUAGAAAUCUAAUAUAACACAAAAUGAUUACGUAUAGCUCAUGACUCAAGUUACACAACUUGAUAGUUAUCGGAAACGUAAAAUUUGAAAAACCACUGAACCAGACACGUACGAGGUACCUCCAAUGUGGGUGCCACUUCUCGCUUCCGUUCUCAUCGUGCUGCAUCAGGUGCCCUCGACCGCCAGCCUGUUUGACGCCUUUCAAGACCAAUUGGUAACGUAUCUGCGUCCUGACGAGCCGCACAUCCAGGAUGGCCAGACGCUCCUUAAAAUGCUGUACGUCCAGAACCGCGUCCAUGUCUACUGUCAGCGCCCCGUAGCCCUAACUGUGUGGAACGUGUUCCGGAGCAGCCGCUUGCACCUGCAGAUCGCCGCUGGUGCAGAGUACAGUCAGUAUAAAGGGGCCACCGUGCAGGAAGUCUACCAGGCACAUGACAAGCGAACAGAGUGCUACGAGGGAAAACCGCUGGGGCUUUCGGCUGAGGAGCACCGAAUGGUCACGCUGGCCGCCCACAGCCACGGCUGUUAUGGCAUCUACACGGACCACCCGUUCGUCCUCACGCUGAAAGUCGUCCGCUGCGACCUUGAGCGGGUGGCGCAGUUUACCUUCGGCUUCGUCUUGUGGCUGAGCUGCCCGCACCUGGCGGACUCGCUGCUCUGUCUCUACUGCUCGGCUGCGGCCUUGGGCGCCCAUCUGGCGGGCGUGGUCGUGGUCGGAAUUGCCCUAUUGGCAUCUGGCGGUGGACGACCCCUGCGACUGAGUCCGCUCAAGGGGAACUUUAAGCAGGUACUCGAAGAGAAGCCUACUGUGAUGGUCCUGGCGUUGGUGGGUGGUGCCUGGGCGCUCCAGUCCACCUGCCAGAGAUUCAGUUCCCUGUGGCGGCGCCCUCUGCUGCGCUGCCUUCACCGCCGCCUGCUGAGGAUCACCGCCUACUGGCUGAUCCUCACUGCCUCCGAUCACAGGGGCUUCGGAUGGGUCUGCCUUACGGUGAUGCUGCCCUGGCCGGAACUCUGGUGGCUACUGCGCUGGCUGAGGACCCAAUACGUUCGCCACCAACGACGGUUUGUGCCCCCAAAAGCUAGCUCGCUGCUCAGCGAGGAGGAGGAGCUGCGAGCUGAAGGGGAUUUGCGCGACACUGUGCGCCAGCAGCCGCAGCAAUUUGCCAGGUUUCUGAGCGGUGGCAGUCACUUGGGCGACCCUCGCUCUGAUUUUCACCAAAUUUUAUCACAAAGAAAAAGAUGUCAUGGUCCUGACCAUUGUUCAACCCAAGGAAAUAGAAGUUUAAACAGCUCGAAGAUUCGUCGUCGACUUGAGGAGCGGGAGCGUCUGGGCGAGGAGAAUAACAGGGCCUCUAACUGUGAGUGCUGCACCGUUUCAAAUAUUCUCAGUCGAUCCUCCACGUGGAACUGCCUCAACAGACGCCUUCGGUUGACGCUUAACAGAAACAGGAAGGAGUGUCCAGAGACUUUUUCCUCCUCCAGGAGUUCGAUGAACAUUUUAUACCGCAACCCAAACUUUGCAAGCACCACGGGCAGCCUUGACGAUCAUUAAGCUUAGCGAAACCUAUUUUAACACAUUAGAAUGGAAUUCAAAGGGAGGCAGGCCACUAAGGCCUGAGAAUGUAUCCUUUUUGGGGAAGUCGGUGGAUACCGAAGAGGCAUGCAAAAACAAGUAAAAAAAAAAUGCAUAGCAGGCCAAGACUAAUUCCAAGAUUUCGGUGCAUUUAAGCGGGCAGAUCAUGUGAACCUACAAAAAAAAACUUAUAAAUGAGAAUAGACAACAGACUGGAAAAAAAUAAAAAAAAACGUUUCUAUAGGUUUUAAAUGUUUAUAUGUUUAAAUUUAAAUGGUUAUUUACUAAAUGUCAAACUUUUGAAGUUGUAAACACACUAAAUCGAAUCAAAAAUAAUACCUACUUCCACGAUUAAACGACCAACAGAUGGAUUAAAAAGA